UAUUUUAUUUUUAUAGGUGAAAAAAGUAGUGCUUUUAGUCUCAACCGCGAAUCCGUUGGCGAUUUAGUCCGGAACCCCGGAACUGAUCGCAAGGAUUUCCAGAAAAAAUCAACGGCACAAAGAUUCAUCAGUCUCCGAAUCUUGACCCCGAAUAAGGUCACGAAUGCCGCAAUUUCCCACGAAAAUCACAGCCAAUCCUCCUCCAACCCACACGAAGAACCCGUCCUGAUUCCGAGAAGUGAAAACAUGAUUCCGAGAUUCCUCUUCACCGCUAUUUUUGCGGUCGUU
Messenger RNA from Notodromas monacha, 288 nucleotides. The record is from the annotation of a GenBank genome assembly. Lineage: Eukaryota; Metazoa; Arthropoda; Ostracoda; Podocopida; Cyprididae.